Messenger RNA from Quercus lobata, 1368 nucleotides. RefSeq lists its product as uncharacterized. The record is from RefSeq and is a predicted model, not a curated record. Gene Ontology annotation, molecular function: DNA binding. The coding region runs from base 1 to 1368 and encodes 455 amino acids. Lineage: Eukaryota; Viridiplantae; Streptophyta; Magnoliopsida; Fagales; Fagaceae. The transcript has 4 exons.
AUGGAUGAAGUUACUAGUACAGAAACUUCAUCUCAAGAGGUGCCAAAUGCUGAAUAUCCUCUUUGGCAGUAUGUGACUAAAGUAGAAAAACCACCGGGUGCUACCGUUAAAAAAGGGGGAAACACAUACUUUAAGUGCAAUUAUUGUGGUGUGGUUUAUUUGGGAUCCUAUUCUAGGGUUAAGGCUCAUUUGUUAAAAAUUGCUAAUAAAGGUAUUAAAGCAUGUCCUAAUGUGACACCGAGCCAUAGGUUGGAAAUGCAGCGAAUGCAUGAUCAAGUUGAGAAGGAUAAGUUAGAAAGUGAACAGAGAAGUCGAAUUCCCUUACCCCCACCUAUCCUAGGCCGUGGGCCUAUACCUAUUUCCCCAUUUCGGAGACAGGAAAGGAGUGAUAGUACAAAUCCGAUUGAUGGUAAAAGGAGGAAGGUGGCUGGGAUUUCUCCUAUUGAGAAAGCAUUCCAGAAUACUACUAGAUAUGAAUUGGAUAGUAAAAUUGCUAGGAUGUUUUACACUGGUGGACUUCCAUUUAACUUUGCAAGGAACCCACAUUAUCGUAAUUCCUAUGCAUAUGCUGCUACUCAUAACAUCCCAAGUUAUGUUCCUCCUAGAAACAAUGCCUUGAGAACAACACUUUUGCAAAAAGAAAGAGCUCAUGUUGAAAGACUCUUGAAGCCAAUUAAGGAUUCUUGGCUUGAAAAUGGUGUAAGCAUAGUUUCUGAUGGAUGGUCAGAUCCACAAAGAAGGCCUCUUAUUAAUAUUAUGGUUGUAUCAGAUGGGGGUCCGGUGUUUGUAAAGGCAAUUGAUGGGUCGGGUGAGUUCAAAGACAAGCAUUAUAUUGCUGGGGUGUUGAAGAAUGCUAUAAAAGAGAUUGGACAUGAAAAAGUUGUCCAAGUCAUCACUGAUAAUGCUAAUGUAAUGAAAUCUGCUGGAGCUCUUAUUGAAGCAAAAAACACUGAAAAGAAUGAAGUUACAUAUGAGGAAUGUAGUUGGAUUACACGUAUUGCUGAUGAUGCAUCUUUCAUACGUGUUUUUAUUAGGAACCAUUCAAUGAGGUUGAAGUUGAUAAAAAGAUGCCUUCAAGCCAUGGCUAUUAGUAAGCAAUGGGCUUCUUAUAGGGAGGAUGAUGUUGGAAAAGCUGUAAAGGUGAAAGAUAUGAUUCUAAGUGAUCUUUGGUGGGAUAAAGUUGACUAUAUCCUUGAAUUCACAGCACCUAUUUAUGAUAUGCUACGAGUAGCCGACACAGAUAAGCCUUGUCUUCAUCUUGUGUAUGAGAUGUAUUACUCCAUUGAAUGGCUUUCGGAGAAUCCAAAACGCAUCUCGCCACAUCGGGAUCAUGAAAUUUCUAUGGAAAGGAGCAAGUGUUUGGAUUGA